This is a messenger RNA of Cucurbita moschata (crookneck pumpkin), 500 nucleotides long. RefSeq lists its product as uncharacterized. The record is from RefSeq and is a predicted model, not a curated record. Lineage: Eukaryota; Viridiplantae; Streptophyta; Magnoliopsida; Cucurbitales; Cucurbitaceae. The transcript has 2 exons. The coding region runs from base 40 to 399 and encodes 119 amino acids.
GAGCCAAGUUGGUACGGUUUGAUAUUAUUACUCAACGAGAUGAAUAGUGGGAGUGCUUCUAUGGGUGUAACUAUGGAAAAGCUGGUUGGCAAUAACUAUAGUUAUUGGAAGUUAUGCAUGGAAGCUUAUCUACAAGGGCAAGAUUUGUGGGAUUUAAUUGAAGGUGAUGACACAGACAUUCCAGCCGAUACUCCACAGAAUGCAAAAUUACGCCAACAAUGGAAGAUCAAAUGUGGAAAAGCCUUGUUUACCUUGCGGACUUUGAUUAGCAAGGAGUAUAUUGAUCAUGUUCGUGAUUUAAAGUCACCAAAGCAAGUAUGGGAUACACUUCAAAAGUUGUUCACUAAGAAAAAUACCGCUCGACUGCAAUUUCUAGAGAAUGAACUAGCUAUGAAUUAGAUGCUGAGGAGCCAGUGAGUGAUGCUCGAUUACGGCGUUAUCUUAUUCGUGGAUUACGGAAAGAGUUUAUGCCCUUUGUUUCCUCAAUACAAGGGUGGGCA